Molecule: messenger RNA, 1514 nt
Organism: Pollicipes pollicipes
Lineage: Eukaryota; Metazoa; Arthropoda; Thecostraca; Pollicipedomorpha; Pollicipedidae
Product: calcipressin-2-like
Exons: 5
Coding region: 237-923 (228 amino acids)
Biological process (GO): calcium-mediated signaling
Cellular component (GO): nucleus; cytoplasm
Molecular function (GO): nucleic acid binding; calcium-dependent protein serine/threonine phosphatase regulator activity
Source: RefSeq, a predicted model, not a curated record
UUAGGUGAGGGUGGUGAGGUGGGUACGGGCUUAUAUGGAAUGAGCGAGAAAAGACAUAGUUAGAACUACUUGAAAGAGUGGCUGUUUGAGGGUUUUAUUUCCUUCGGCCGACGGAGCUGAAGUAGGGUGUCAGAUUUCAAGACGGAGGCAGCGGCCUUUUUGUGCUAGCAAACGGCUCAGUGUUGGUCGCAUUAACAGGUUGUCCCAGUCGGCGAUGAGCUAGGGGGCCGGCGGCCAUGUCCGGUCAGGGAGCGGGCCGCGGUUCGCUUGAGUCUCAGGACAGCUCGGCCAGCCGCUCGUCCGACGAGCCGGCCGACGACACGCUGGCGCGCGCCCUGGCGGCCGGCACCGCCGCCCAGCUGCUGGACGACGCCGACCUGCCCACCUCCAUCCACGUGUGCAACCUGCCGCUCGACGCGUUCGAGGACGAGGCGAUUAAGGCCAGUUUCGAAGACACAUUCAUGGCCUUCGACGACGAGGCGUGGUUCCAGUACUUCCCCAGCUUUCGUCGGGCGCGAGUCAACUAUAGCACCCCGAAGGCAGCAGCCAGCGCGCGUAUCCACCUGCACGAGACAAGCAUCUGCGGCGCCACGAUCAAGUGCUACUUCAUCCAGCCUCAGUCGUCGCGCGACGAGCUGGAUGACGGCACGCUGCACCCGCCCAUGCCGGACAAGCAGUUCCUGAUUUCGCCGCCCGCCUCGCCGCCGGUCGGCUGGGAGCCGGUGCGCGAGGCCGAGCCCACCGUCAACUUCGACCUGCUGCGAGCCGUCACCGAGAUGGCGCCCGGCGAGAGCCACGAGCUACAUGACGGGCGCGACCAGCAGCCGAGCAUCGUGGUGCACGUGGCCGAGGAGAGCGAGACGGACCGCGACGCGGGACAGCCGCGCAUGCGCAUCACCCAGACCCGCUGCCCGUCGCGGUAGACUGCGCCGCCGGCCGCCGCCGCCGCGGAGGUCACGGCCGGGGCGCCCAGAGCGGCGCGGGCCCGAGCCGGCUGGUCGCGCCGACUCGGGACACGAAGCUUAUCACUGGACCCCCGCCUGUAACUUUGUUGAUGUGUUCGAGCGUUGAGGUUUCGUUUGUUGUGGAUAGGACUGUGUCGGAUGGCUAAUCGCCGCGUGAUCAAAACCAAAUGGCGCGUGACUACUAGCAUUGGAGAAGCCGCAUGGUGCUGCCCGCUUCGCCGAGAGAUGGCGCGGCAUUGUAUUGUUUCGGCGCUCGUUGUUGCUCGCUGUGCAUGUAACUGGGCCUGUGAUUUUAGUUGCAGUAGAGCUUAUGUUGUCGGUGGAAUAGUUCAAGAAGCAGAUCACGCUGACGGUAAUGCUGCAUAGACGUCCGAGGUCUCCACUUCCAGAUGUAUCGCGUCUUCAACACGGCUUGCAAGUUAUCCUAUGUCUGUUGUAAGCGACGGGCCGGUGUCGGAGCAGUUUAUGCAUCCUGUCCUCCCUAUGCUGUCACGCAUUAUCAUCUGUCGAAACACGUGGUUCUUACGAUUAAAGGUGUUCUCAUGGUGA